This is a messenger RNA of Opisthorchis viverrini, 1317 nucleotides long. RefSeq lists its product as hypothetical. The transcript has 4 exons. The record is from RefSeq and is a predicted model, not a curated record. The coding region runs from base 34 to 1008 and encodes 324 amino acids. Gene Ontology annotation, biological process: phospholipid transport. Gene Ontology annotation, cellular component: mitochondrial intermembrane space. Gene Ontology annotation, molecular function: phosphatidic acid transfer activity. NCBI's taxonomy places the organism in Eukaryota, Metazoa, Platyhelminthes, Trematoda, Opisthorchiida, Opisthorchiidae.
CGCGAACUACAGUUUUGAGCGCCACCCCUGGACAUGCUCUCUGGUCGCAGAGGCUGGUCAGAGGAGUGCGUGAUUAGGCAUCCAUGGAAUGAUGUAAUGCGGGCUGUCCAGAAUAAAUACCCCAAUCCCCAGAAUAACAGCGUCCUCAAUAUGGAUGUGAUCAAGCGGUCCGUGGAUCUACGAACGGGGACUAUCCAUUCUUUGAAGCUUCUAAACUCUUCGUUUUCUACGUUUCUACAUCUGGGACAGUUACGGGCCGUAGAAUGGAGUACAAUCGAUCGCAAGGAAAAGCGGAUGGUGACCGUCUCCCAUAACAUUAGUCUCCGGGCCGUCAUGAAGGCAGUCGAACACCUGGAAUACAGUGAACAUCCCGAAAAUAAGGAUUGGACCCUGGUAAAACAUUCCGUCACAAUCGAUGCUAUUUCGCCGAUCGCAGCGGCCGCCUCCUCCACCAGUAGAAUGAAUGCACAGCAGGGUCGUGAGGCGUUAAGCUGGGUGAUCAGGCACCGACUGCCUCUUCUGCACUCCUUCCCACAUUGGAAGUGGAACUAUUAUCCUGAUUCCAGUUGCGAAGAAGUCCUCCCCGCAACAGAGCCAAUUCAUACGUUGCCAGCUGCCGCUGAUUCUUCCUCAAUGGAAACAACCGGUCGGUCCAGUUCGGCCCCAGCAAGCCCAUCCUGGAACUGGACACAGGGUAUACUAGCUAGUCCGGUGACGACCGCGAUGGCUGAAGAACCGAGCUCUGCUUUGAUAGACAUACCACCCAGUUGUCCGGCACCCGAACCUCCGCACAGUCGCCCCACGAAGCCUCGAUUUUUCAGUGAUGCGACCCUAGAAACCCCUUCACCAGAACCUCCUAGGUCCGUGGAUUCACCCAUUCAUCGACUUGGUUCACAUUUCGAAACGUUGACGCGUGACGUGACUGCGAUGAGUGACGCUUUACUUCGACGAUCUCAACGUGUUGCUCGUCUCUUCUCAAAAAUCGACGAGUAUGUGGUCAUAAUGUGAUGAUUCACGUGGCUUUGUCCGCCCUCCUCUCUAGCAGGUCUUAGAUUAACCCUUUUUGGUUGAGCAAUACCAAACACGUGUUCUUCUUUUCUAGCGCUUUCUCUUAUUUUUUUGCCUCACUGAUCGGUCGUUUUUAAACAAACACCAUUUGUUCGUUUGCCCAUCCUGUGCUUCUCUCUCCGGUGUGCGGGAUUGUUGUGUGUUCCCAUCGCCGGAGCUCCUUGAGUUCACCUCAUCACAGUCUGCUCACACAGUGUCAGAAACGCCGAAUAAAUUCAGUAGUCAUUGCGUGGCGUUCCCGUUUUUUUU